CACAAAGAAGCGUGGCCCCGCCACUAGCCCCGCCCACCCACUGCUAGCCCCGCCUACCCACUGAACCCUAACACCUUAACUAACAAAUUUUCUGUGGGAAACCCUGGAUAUUAUACAACAUAUUAGUCUUGUUGUGAUUCCUAACAGCGCUGAAAUCAAUCGAAUCGACCGUCGUCGUACACUUCUGUGGAUUACGUGCGCAUUGUGUGCAGAUGCAUCAGUUUAGGUUCAAAUGUUACUGAUCUCCAGAGAGAACAGAAACAGGCAAACACACACUGCAUGGCCACUAGCACGCACGCACAAACACACACACACACACACACCCAUCCACUCCCCCAUACAUGCACAGGCAUUUACACACACCACCACACAGUGAUUCAGCUGGAUGGUCAUGUCCAUGUCCCGUGAUUAGGCCAGUGUCACCACGUGCAUGCUGUCUCUCUGCUGGACUUGUGCCCUCAAACAUUCUGUCCUCAAUUCAACCAACACACACACACGUACACACACACACACACACACACACACACACACACACACACACACACGCACACACACACACACACACGUCCACUGUUUUGGCUGUCCCUGUGGAUGUAUUGCACUCACUAUCAUCGCACUUUCGUAACUUUGUGGAAAUAUCUUGGGACACAUUGGCUAAACAGGAGUGAAGAAAUCUCUGGUUAAUGGCCCUCGUCUGCCUGCCAGUUCGCCUCCCUUAGAGUGUCCACACUGCUGGCACCGGUUAAUGGGCUUCUUUAGGCGCACAAUCCGCCUGAAGCUGGAAUACGACAAGUGUGAACGUCACUGCAAAAUCCAAAAGAAGAACCGGAACAAGUGCCAAUACUGCCGCUUUCAAAAGUGCCUAGCUGUGGGCAUGUCCCACAACGCCAUCCGCUUUGGCCGGAUGCCCCAGUCUGAGAAGCUGAAGCUGAAGGCUGAGAUAUUAACUGGGGAGAAGGAGACUGAGAAUCCUCAGCAAGCUGACCAGAAAACUCUGGCUAAACAAAUCUAUGAGGCUUAUCUGAAGAACUUCAGCAUGAACAAAUCUAAAGCACGGACGAUCCUGACAGGCAAAACAAACACACCACCUUUUGUAAUCCAUGACAUGGAGACUCUGCACCUGGCCGAGCAGACUCUGGUGGCAAAGAUGGUUGGCACUGCAGGUGGACUGCUUGAUAAGGAUGCAGAAGUGCGAAUCUUCCACUGCUGCCAGUGUACGUCGGUGGAGACCGUGACAGAACUCACUGAGUUUGCCAAAUCUGUUCCAGGCUUCUGCAACCUCGACCUGAAUGACCAGGUAACACUGUUAAAAUACGGUGUGUACGAGGCACUUUUUGCCAUGCUGGCGUCAUGCAUGAAUAAAGAUGGCUUACUGGUUGCCUAUGGCAGUGGCUUCAUCACAAGAGAGUUCCUCAAGAGCUUGCGAAGACCAUUUAGUGACAUGAUGGAGCCCAAGUUCCAGUUCGCCAUGAAGUUCAAUGCACUCGGGCUGGAUGACAGUGACCUUGCCCUCUUUGUGGCAGCCAUUAUCUGCUGUGGAGAUCGUCCAGGCCUAAUGAAUGUCCCAUAUAUCGAGCGGAUGCAGGAGAGCAUCAUCCAUGUGCUCCAGCUCCACCUACAGAACAACCACCCAGACAAUACAUUUCUCUUCCCUAAACUGCUGCAGAAACUUGCUGACCUACGUCAGCUAGUCACCGAGCAUGCUCAGUUAGUGCAAGAGAUCAAGAAAACGGAGGACACGUCACUGCAUCCUUUGCUCCAGGAAAUCUACAGAGACAUGUACUAAGGGAGACUCAUGUGCUACUAAAUUGUAUGGACUGUGGUCAAGGCGCAAGAGAACAACGAGCGGGUUUAGCCCUAAACCUGAGAGGAAUCUUUCAUUUGUUCAUAAAGAAAAACGAAGAAAUGCUCUCAGGGGACAAAGGAAUCUUCUCCUGUUAAAGACACAGUGUAUCUGAAGGGCUGCCAAUAAACCACGAUGCACAGGAGACAGUGGCAUCCAGAAAAUAAACGGCAGCCAGCUGUACAGAAGGGAUGGAAAUCAGGGCGAAGGGUUUUCUUUAGAAAGAACCGGUGUCAGGAUCGUCCUAAUUCUCACUGCACUAAAGUUUAUUAUACCUUUUCUGACUUGUGGUUUAUUAUCCGUUCUAAAAAACGUACACUAAUCAAUUUGAACUCUGUCGUGUCAUCUUAGAGACUUCGAAAACAAGCCUGUAAAUCAGAAUUGUUGAUACAGCAACAUGUCCUUUAAACAAAAAUAAGGGUGAAGACUUUGAGAAGCUUCAUACUUCCAAAACAUGCCGAAGGAGCAGGAACGGGAAGAUCUGUGUAAAAUCUGCAUAGCAUAAAUGUCCAAAUGAUUGUGAUGUUAACUGCAGGAGUUUCAUCCCAACGUGUUCACAUCAGGUUUAUAAAAAAUUACAGGGAUUAUAUAUAUGCACUUUCUAAAGAAAAGAAAAAAAAGCAUAACGUGAUUAUUAUAUACACAACAUUCUGUAAAAUCCUAAUCCUGAAGUACCGGUGUGGACUGUUAGCCUUUCUUCCUGGGGGUUGUAUGGAUCAGGCUGUUCAGUAAGAGUCACGGGUUAGUUUGGUCAGUUUGUGCCGCUGUUUUUAAAUUUGAUAGACAGAGUAGAACUGAUUCUGUGUCAGAAAUAUUACUAUGAUGAUUUUAAUACGUUGCCUCUGAUAUAUUUCCAAGGCAGACUUAUUAUUAAGGCAGACUUAUUAUUAACACCUCAUUCGUUUGCCUGACGUCAGCACAAUGUCCGUCAUUGCAUCAAUGACAGCCAGAUACUGAUUUUGCCAGGCAGUGAAGCAAAAAAUAUUUUACACUAAAUAAUUAUUACACUCCUUUUUGUAAGCUAAUCUUGUCUCUACAUUUUGCUAAAACAAACAAAAAAAAGAAAUAAAUUCCAAAAUGCCGACUUUGCUUCUGGCAGGUUGUUUUGUCCUGGUAGAAAAACCAUCUCAACUCUUAGAUUUUUCUAAUGCAUCUCCACAGCUAUCUAAUUUCCAUUAUAUGCACAAAAUCUAAUAUAUAUUUCCAUAUUGUAUUCUAUAUGUUUUCAAACAAAACUCACUUGUACCUUUUUCCAAACAGCUGGCCUUCAUGAACGUAGAACUUAAAGAAACUUAAUGUAGGUCUUUAGGGGAAUUGGCUGGUGCAAUUUCUUAUUUCACUUCGGUGAGAUCUAAUGUCCUUCAAUCGUGCUCUCGGAGCCCUGCGGCUUCAAGUACUAGUCAUGGCUAGGGAAAGUCUGUAUUAAAUAAAACAUUAAGCAGUUUAACUACAUUUAGGAUAUAAAACAGGAACGUUCUAGAAUGCCGUGAAUAUAUACUUCAGAAUAUAUAUAUAUACUUUUGUGCAUUGACCCUAACCCUGACCCUGACCCUGACCCUGACCAUCACACCCAUAUGUGCUUGAUGAACAUCUUCCCCAUUGCUGUUAUAAUGCUCCACUGUUCUGGGAAGACUUUCCAUCAGAUGUUGGUGUGUGACUUUCAUUCAGCUACAAGAGCAUUAGUGAGAGCAGACACUGAUGAUAUAAGACUGAGGAUGUCUGGGGUUCAGUCGGUGUUCUGCUUUAUCCCAGUGGAGUUGAGUCAGAGUCAGGACUCUGUGCAGGACACUCGAGUUCUACCACUCCUGUCCUCAUAAAGCUCGCUUUGUGCACAGGAACAUUGUUUUAGUUCAUGGAAACUGUAAUGUUACAGCUUACAAAACCAUUCUGGACUAUUGUGUGCUUCCGGUUUGAGUAAGAAAUGAACAUGAGUACGAGAAUCAGGUGUCUGCAAACGUUUAGUGUACAUCAGAGAUGGGCUUACUUACUAAUAUCAGGUGUAGACCGAAACUGUACAAGUUUUAGAAACAAAUCUAACGAUCGAGUCGAUAUUUAACGAGCAAAUAACUUACAUUUGUGUCAGACUCAGUUUGAGAAGACAGAAUGGGAAGGACGACAUCAAUAACUGUAAUCAACACAAUUCACAUACUGUGUAGUUUACAAACUCUAAUAUGACAAUUUAAUUGUUGCACUAUUGCCAUUUCCAUGAAACGUAGGCAGCAAAUUCACACCUGAAGAUGUUGUGUUAAUUCCUCCGGCCUUUUUUUGUCUGAAGUUUGCUUUUGGCAUGGAGCUAGAUUACAGUAUGCAUGUUUAGACUUUGUGCUUCUGAAUGUCAGCCUCCAUACAUGUAAAAGAUUAUUACGACUUGGCAGAUUAACGUUCAUCUACUUCAGCCACCACCACCCGCCCCCACCCCCACGGUAUCAGGAGUGUAUUCUGCUCUACCUGUAUGUUAACUUUAUAGCAUGUGAUUAACAUAUAAACGGUCUGAAACACACACAAGAACAAAAAAGAGCAAGAAAUCAAUUAUUGCUGUCCAAAAGCAUCGUCAGUCACAGCGGCCAUAUUUCCUUUUCCAGGGACCUAAAAUGCACUUUUUACUUGUGCAUCGUGUGAUAAAUAUUUUUAAAAAUUGCAUUCAUAUAAAUAACACGGGCUGUGUAGGCAGCAGGCCCAAUGAUAAUCGUUUUUAAAUGGUGUAAUAUUUUUAUACUAAAGUAAGAAUCUCGGUUAAUAUAUAAAAUAUUGUAUAAUAGUUGGGAUUCGAAGUGAAACAAGGUUAAUGUUUGGCCCAGCUAGCAGGCUGCCAUAAUGAAACGUGUCAAUUUGAAAAUGUUUCCCUUCUUUCUCAGGGGAUUUACUGAUUUUCCCAGGGACUGAGUAUUCUGAGAAAGACCCUCACAUGACAGAUUUUAGUCUCAGGUAGAACUUUGGAAAUGACAUGCAAACAUGAGAGUUCUGAUUUUUACUGACUGACAUUCUGACAUCUGUCAAGCUAGAAAGCAUCAUUCAUCCAUGGUGCUUCCUUUGGACAGUGUAACUAAGUGUAAUGGCAGGAAUAGUUCAGUUAUUGUGUAACUCUGUUUAAUGUAUGUACAGUAUGUAUGAAUAUAUGUAUUGGUUUUCAUUCAUGAUUUUUGUGUUAUAAUCAAUAGAUGAAACUCAUUAAAGAGCGUAAAUGUCAGUAACAUAAACACCCAUUCAGCAAUGACACAGUCCUGCAGUUCCAGUAUUUAAUUACUAUUGAAAAAGGAUUGUCUUAAGUUCAGAUCCCCUGACCAUGAUCAGACAUUGUGAUUAUUUAUUAGAAUGGUUGUAAUGGGAUAUCAACAUGCUGUCCUGUCGGUUUGGGUGUGCGUUUGCUAUUUAUACCUUAAGGAUUACAGAUAUGUCCGACACGUGGAUGAAAGGAAUUUGAUUGCCUGCCUUUGUUCAACCUCAUCCAAGAGUCAGUUCCUGUGCCUUAGCUACGGACUUUCUGAACAUAGUGUGUUUAGGUUUGCUGUCAAGGCUGAAUACACAAUUUAAAAGCACAAAUGCUGCAGGUUUGUUCAUGCUACCCCCAGUAGCAAGACCUGAAAUAAUAUUGGCUUUGGUGUGUAAUUGAUUGUGUAGAGCAGUCGUCUUCAAUCUUAUCCGGAAAGGGCCGGUAUGGCGCAGGUUUUCAUUCCAACAAAGCAGAAGCCACACCAGAGUCUAUACUGAAAGCCAAGAACAGCUGAUUAAACAGGUGGAAUCAGGUGUGGCUUCUGUUUGGUUGGAGUGAAAACCUGCCCCCACACCGGCCCCCUGUGGGUAAGACUGGAGACCGCUGGUGUAGAGAAUUGCACACAUGUAAAUUCCACUUUGUUUUUGUUUUUAUUUGUUUUUUGUUUUUUAGCAUUUUAUUUGGAAGGGAUUUCAACAAUACUGUAUCAGGGAAAAUUGCAGAAUUUACACUUCGGUCAGAGCUAGCUCGUUAAAGUUAAUUAGACUGUAUAUUAUUUCACUUAAAAGGCAACAAGCAUCCAGAUGCAAAUGUCUUUUUCAUUUUUUAACGGAUUAAUAUUAUGUACAUAACAAAACCCAUGCAAUCUGUAAAUAUUAAAAAGAUAUAUUUGUAAAAUCCA
Molecule: messenger RNA, 5955 nt
Organism: Tachysurus fulvidraco (yellow catfish)
Lineage: Eukaryota; Metazoa; Chordata; Actinopteri; Siluriformes; Bagridae
Gene: pparab
Product: peroxisome proliferator-activated receptor alpha b
Exons: 6
Coding region: 746-1786 (346 amino acids)
Biological process (GO): hormone-mediated signaling pathway; regulation of lipid metabolic process; negative regulation of transcription by RNA polymerase II
Cellular component (GO): nucleus
Molecular function (GO): zinc ion binding; RNA polymerase II cis-regulatory region sequence-specific DNA binding; nuclear receptor activity
Source: RefSeq, a predicted model, not a curated record